Messenger RNA from Lucilia cuprina (Australian sheep blowfly), 2088 nucleotides. It is a transcript of the gene Ugt36A1, whose product is annotated as UDP-glycosyltransferase UGT5. Gene Ontology annotation, molecular function: UDP-glycosyltransferase activity. NCBI's taxonomy places the organism in Eukaryota, Metazoa, Arthropoda, Insecta, Diptera, Calliphoridae. The coding region runs from base 371 to 1942 and encodes 523 amino acids. The record is from RefSeq and is a predicted model, not a curated record. The transcript is spliced from 4 exons.
UGUUAUCAGUUCAAUACAAAUGUAAAGAAAAAAAUAAAAAUUUAUUAAAUUACAAUGUAAACAAUUGUUAUAGUUAGUUUCUCUUAACAAAAAUUUUAAUACUGUACUUGAGAGUGACAAUGUUGGUUACACAAAAUUUGUCACUUAAUUUAAUUAAUAAAAAAAUAUUAAAAUGAUCACACAAUUGAUUAAGGUCUACGUAGUUUUCAUAUGAAAUACUAUCUGUCACCCCGCGCCGCAUGUUUAGUUUUAAUCAAAUGUAUAGUAGACGGUAGUGUUUAGUAGUAUACUCUUCUUUAGAACGUUCAGACUAGACAGAUAGUUCUGUUACUGAUACGGUUAGCGAUAGUUGUCGUACACACUAGUGAUAAUGAAUUUAUUAAAGUUCUUCUACUACUUUGCCACAAUAUGUGUUCUGCUGAUGCAAGUGGAAACAAAACGUAUUCUGGGAAUAUUUCCACAUUUCGGCUACAGUCAUUUCAAAGUCUUCUAUCCCUUAUUGCAUAAUUUGUCGGAGAGAGGUCAUAAUAUUACAGUGAUUACCUAUAUAAAAGCUACCACACUGCCCAAGGGAAAUUAUGAAGAAUUAUUGCUGAAAGGCAUGGAAGUGGUAAAUGUGGUGCCUUUGGAUGAGAUGAAAGAGAGAACUUGGAAAGGUUUAUUUGAUGAAUACAUUGCUUUACAUGAUGAGGGUCAAGAGUCAUGUAAACGUCUCUAUGAAAGUGGACACAUAGAGGAAGUAUUAAAACGUCAUAAGAAACAGCCCUAUGAUCUAGUUAUCACCGAAUAUUUUAACUCUGACUGUCAAUUAGCAUUGCCUUAUUUAAUGAAAACCCCAGUUGUGGCCCUGAGCAGUUGUCUUCUAAUGCCCUGGUAUUAUGAUCGUAUACUAAUGCCCGAUACACCUUCAUAUGUGCAAUCAGAAUUUGUGGGUUUUCGUACUCCCCUCAACUUUAAUGAACGUUUAAUGAAUUUUGUGCAAGCAAAAGCCUUAUCUCUACUCUAUCGUUACUAUACCAAUUACCACGAUAACAAAUUGAUUAAACAUUAUCUAAAUAUUGAUAUUGAUGUAGCUCAGAUUGCUAAACAAAAUACCCGUUUAAUAUUUGGAAAUCAACAUUAUUCCUUGAUGGGUAUUAGACCAACUACACAACAAUUUGUUGAAAUCGGUGGCAUACACAUUAAAGAUGAGGAAAUAAAUAAAGUUUUACCCAAGGAAGUUGAUUCGUUUUUAGAAAAUUCAAAAGGAGAUGUUCUAUUUAUAAGUUGGGGUUCUAUGAUUAAGGGAUCAACUUUGGAUGCUGACAAAUUGAAGGCAAUUUUAAAUAUUUUAACAAGACUCGAUAUAAAUGUUAUAUGGAAAUGGGAAUCUAAUGAAACUCCUAUUAAAAGUGAUAAGUUUUUAUUUAUAAAGUGGGCUCCUCAAUUAUCGUUGAUAUGUCAUCCAAAAGUAACGCUAUUCUGGGGACAUGGUGGUCUCUUAAGUACCUCAGAGGCUGUGUAUUGUGGCAAACCAAUGCUUAUAACUCCUAUAUACGGUGAUCAAUUUGUUAAUGGUUUUGCUGUGGAAAAUCGAAAAAUUGGACGCAUUAUUAAUUUUAAUGAUAUUAAAGAGAAAAUACUUAAUGAAGAACUAACACAACUACGACAUCCCAACUAUGCCACCAAAGCUUUGGAAAUAUCUCAAGUGUUUCGCCAACGUGAAUCACAACCUCUUGACACAGCCACCUGGUGGGUUGAACAUUUAUUAGAACACAAAGUCAGUGAAGAGGUUUUACACUCAUAUGCUGUUGAUUUAAAUUGGUUUGUUUACUAUUCAUUGGAUGUGAUUGCUUUAUUAUUAGCAGUUUUAUUUGUAUUUAUUUUUAUAACAAAACGUUUAUUGCGUUUAAUUUUGCAUAGACCUGUUAAUGUUAAAUAUGUUAAAGUUAAACAAAAUUAGAUUAUUUAUAAAAAUUUAAAUUUAGUAUUGGAACAUGACAAUACGACUGUUUGUGCCUUCAUAUUAAUUGGUCAACAAUUUUUACAUAUAAAUGUAUAAUACUCAGGUAAAUGUAAUUUUUAAUAAAAUUUUAUAUAAUUUUAUAU